Messenger RNA from Lobosporangium transversale, 852 nucleotides. RefSeq lists its product as hypothetical. Gene Ontology annotation, molecular function: protein-L-histidine N-tele-methyltransferase activity. NCBI's taxonomy places the organism in Eukaryota, Fungi, Mortierellomycota, Mortierellomycetes, Mortierellales, Mortierellaceae. Gene Ontology annotation, biological process: peptidyl-histidine methylation, to form tele-methylhistidine. The record is from RefSeq and is a predicted model, not a curated record. The transcript is spliced from 2 exons. The annotation marks the transcript as partial.
AUAUACAAACGAAACCUUGAAGACGUCAAGUUCCAAAUCGCACAGGAAGACGAUGAUUUUGAUAAUGCGGAACUAACUCCUGAAGAUAAUAAUGAUAAGAAUAUCUCUGAAGGGUCCAAGGCAAAGAGUACAGUAACUUCAAUUCCGGGCCCAGGAGGCGUUGAGAUGCUGGCGUUAGCUGGCAAGAGCGAUUUAGUUAAGGGGGUAUAUGAAGGAGGUCUUAAGACAUGGGAAUGUGCUUUGGAUCUAGUAGCCUAUUUAGCAGAACAGAAGGAAAACUACGAUGGAAAGAAAGUGCUUGAGCUUGGUUGUGGUUCAGCAUUGCCAGGAAUCUAUGUAUUGACUCAAUCAAAAACCGUCACUGUGGAUUUUCAGGAUUAUAAUGAUCAAGUUCUCAAGCUCGUCACGCUCCCAAAUGUCCUCUUGAACACAUACACUCGCCCUGACCAGCAACCAAACCAGGAAGAGGAGAAUGAUAAUGGCGAUAGUGAACAAAAGAAAUGUAAGGAGAAAAAGGAUACGGCCGAAGGCAACGAAGGUAGCGAUGAUGAGGAGGAGGAGGAUGACGAAGACGAGGUCCCUGAAGCAGAUCCUGCAGAUGGUGACUUUGAUGCCGUGGAGUUAGAUUUACCUUACACAGAAGAAGGAAAACUAGAACUGGUCAAGAAGGUUGAACAGCAAAGUAGAUUCUAUAUGGGUGAUUGGUCUGGUUUGGUAGAUCUUUUGGCUUUCGACAAAGACGGAGAUAAGUAUGAUCUGAUCCUGACAAGCGAAACCAUUUACGCAGAAGAUUCUCAUCAUAAACUAUACUCCACUAUCAAGAAUUCUCUCAAACGUGGAGGCAGAGCGUAA